Molecule: messenger RNA, 1653 nt
Organism: Colossoma macropomum (tambaqui)
Lineage: Eukaryota; Metazoa; Chordata; Actinopteri; Characiformes; Serrasalmidae
Product: tripartite motif-containing protein 35-like
Exons: 7
Coding region: 129-1436 (435 amino acids)
Molecular function (GO): protein binding; zinc ion binding
Source: RefSeq, a predicted model, not a curated record
CUCUCUUCUUUCAUCUUUCCUAUAUUCCUCUUUCUUUGCUUUUCUCUUUUUCUACCUCACGUCCUUCAUUUGGCACUAUUUCUCCUACUUUGCUGUGUUUACGUGCUCCUACAAUUAUCUGAUCCUGAAUGGAGUCAGUGUUGGAGGCUGAGCUCCAGGCCAGGGGAGAGAGUGGGUCUCCCUGCCCAGGAGAGUGCUCUCUGUGUGGGCAUCACAAUCGGACUCUCUCCCUCUUCUGCCUGGAUGACCUGGUGCCGGUGUGCUGUGUGUGUGGAGAAUCACACACACAUGAUGGGCACAGAGUUUAUCCCAUAGAGGAGGCAGUGCACGACUGCAAGGGGGAGCUGGAGAGAUCAGUGAAUAUGUUACAGAAGAGAGCAUGUAAAUGUGAGCUGAUCAACAACACCUGUCAAUCAGCCUUCGAGCACAACCAGUGCCAGGCCCAGCAGACAGAGAGGCAGAUAAAGGAGGAGUUUGAGAAGCUUCAUCAGUUCCUCAGAGAAGAAGAGGAGUCCAGGAUCACUUCACUGAGGGAGGAAGAGGAGGCGAAGAAGAAGAAGGCAAAGGAGCGGAGUGAGAGAGUGGAGGAAAUUAUCGAGUUUAUAUCAGACACAAUCAGAGCAGUAGAGAAAGUGAUGGAUGCAGAUGAUGUGGACUUUCGGGAGAAAUAUGAGGGCACGAUCAAAAGAGUGUGGGAGUGUCAGAAAAGGCCAAAGAAGAUCUUUAGGACACUGAUAGAUGUUCCUAAACAUGUGGGAAACCUGAGAUUCAAAGUCUGGGAGAAGAUGCUGGAGACAGCUCCCUACUUUCCAGUAACUCUGGACCCAAACUCUGCCUCUACCUCCUUCUCUGUAUCACCUGAUCUCAAUCAGGUCCAGUAUAAAGAAAGACAGCAGCUGUCCCUCCCCAGCAUCCCUGAGCGUUUCAGCCCCUACGCCUGUGUCUUGGGGACAGAGGACACCACCUACAGUCAACAGUCCUGGCCAUACUCCUGGGUUGUGGAGGUGGGGGAAAGCUCCAACUGGACUCUAGGUGUGGCCGCAGUGUCUGUCAAGCGAGGAGAGAUGUAUGAGGCGUGUCCAGAGGAGGGACUUUGGACCAUCAGCCUACGGGAUGACGAGUAUCACGCAAUGACAUCGCCAUGUGAGCGACUGGAGCUUAACGGGCACAGGCCUCGACGAAUCAGAGUGUGUGUAGACUGGAAGGGUGGGCACGUGAGUUUCGUGGAUCCAGACAGUGAAACCCACCUCUACACAUUCUCACACACUUUCAGUGAAGCGCUGCUGCCGUACUUCGAGAGCAUCUGCCCAACACGACCUCUGGUGCUUCUACCCCAGAGUGUUUCAGUGGUCAUAGAGAAACAUGAGCUACCUGGUGAGGAGGAGGAGGAGGAAGAUUACAAGGUCACUGAGGAAAUGUCUAAUCAUACAGAAUAGCUUACAUUUUAAUGUUCUAUGUUAUUUUAUUUUAGUGUUCCAUUAUUUCAAAAUAUGUUUUUGUUAUUGUUUAGCAGCAGCUACUAUUAUUUGUGAUGUGUGCAGUGUUCAUGUAAUUGUAUCACACUGCUGUUAUUGUAAAUUGACUCUGCGUUUGAAAAAGGUGCUAUACAAAUUAUGCUUCAUGUUGAAAAUAAGUAUUAUUUUGAGUUAUCUA